Molecule: messenger RNA, 1425 nt
Organism: Lentinula edodes (shiitake mushroom)
Lineage: Eukaryota; Fungi; Basidiomycota; Agaricomycetes; Agaricales; Omphalotaceae
Product: oxidoreductase
Exons: 8
Coding region: 1-1110 (369 amino acids)
Biological process (GO): fatty acid metabolic process; lipid biosynthetic process
Cellular component (GO): endoplasmic reticulum; membrane
Molecular function (GO): iron ion binding; heme binding; fatty acid 2-hydroxylase activity
Source: RefSeq, a predicted model, not a curated record
AUGUCCAAACGCGUUAGAAUCUUCGACGUUGACGAACUCUCCGCUCAUACUUCGUCUUCGAGCUGCUGGAUCUCCUACAAAGGCAAGGUUUACGAUGUUACCGGUUUUCUUCAAGAUCAUCCCGGAGGCGACGACGUAUUACUCAAAUACGCUGGGCAGGAUGUUGAGAAGGUCAUGAAAGACAAGACUGAACAUGAACAUUCGGAAAGCGCUUACGACAUUUUGGACGAAUAUGUACUCGGAAGGCUUGGAAGCACAGAAAAUAUCGUUCGAGAUGGUACGAACUGGGAAGCAGAUGAUGAUUUCGACCCAGAUGCGACAGAUGCUGUCGAGGACCUAAAAAAGCACCAUUUUUUGGAUCUUCAGCAGCCUUUACUUCCGCAAUUGUGGUACGCGAAUUUUAGUAAAGCGUAUUAUCUACGUCAAGUUCAUCAGCCUAGGCACUUGAGCGACUCCGCUCGACUAUUUGGUCCUGAAUACCUUGAAGUGUUUACCAAAGCGAAGUGGUUCGUGGUGCCAAUAUUCUGGCUUCCUAUAACCUUCUAUCUUUUCCUUCGCUCUGCGCUCCAAUUCACUACUCCGCUUCCGCCGUUUUUGGUCGACCCAACUCUGCCCCUGUCUGGCAUUGUCAAUCUACCUGCAGAUUCGAUCCUCAAAACGUUGAUCUGCUUCUUCAUCGGUAAUUUCGUCUGGACCCUGUUGGAAUAUAUCUUCCACAGAUUUUUGUUCCACGUCGACUAUUACCUGCCUGACAAGCCUAUCUUUCUGCUCAUACAUUUCUUAUUGCACGGUGUUCACCACUAUGUGCCCAUGGAUCGGCUACGUCUUGUAAUGCCACCGCCUUUGUUUGCUAUGCUAGAAUGGCCAAUGACUCGUCUAGCCUACAAACUAUUCCCCUUGCCUGUCGCCAAUGGUAUUAUAUCAGGAGCUUUUGCGUUAUAUGUCCUCUAUGAUUGCAUGCAUUAUGCGCUACAUCACACUCGCCUUCCGGUAUACAUGAAUGAGAUGAAGAAAUAUCACCUUGCCCAUCAUUACAAGAAUUUCGACCUCGGCUUCGGUGUAACCAGCAAAAUUUGGGAUAUUGUUUUUAACACAGUUCUUCCGGUUUAAAAUAUGUAGAUGCACCAUUUAAUGGCAUUCUGCCCUUUUUUUUCGCCAUUUAUGCUGUGAGCCUUGAAACCUGUUGGUAGCAAAACAGUAAAUCCAUAAAUCUGAAUGCAGAUUAACGUGAACUUGAACUUAGGCACAUAUUCAAAUUUCGACCUCGGAAGUUUGUACGAUAUGAUGAGUAUACACAUAUUCGGUAGAUACAGAUAGAAGGCUGCAGGCAGGUAGACAACCUGUCAUGUAUAUGCGGGAAAUAAUCUUGUUUAUCCUUGAUAUUCUUUGAAGGACUUUGUUCCCCAUGGAGACCAUCGCCCACCC